Messenger RNA from Paralichthys olivaceus (Japanese flounder), 1576 nucleotides. The record is from RefSeq and is a predicted model, not a curated record. NCBI's taxonomy places the organism in Eukaryota, Metazoa, Chordata, Actinopteri, Pleuronectiformes, Paralichthyidae.
UACAAGGUCGGUGAGUUGAGUGCAGAGGAGCUGAAGAAGCAACAGGCUGUGAAAUCAUCUGACCCCUACUCCUCCGAUCCAGAGCGCCACCCGGUCCUGCGCAUCAACAACCUGAAGCCCUUCAAUGCUGAGCCACCUCCUGAAAUCCUCUCCGACAGCUACAUCACUCCCUCGGCUUUCUUCUUCAAAAGAAACCACCUACCAGUUCCUCAGGUGGACCCGGCAUCUUACCAGCUCCAUGUGGAGGGACUACCCAGAGGAGCUCUGACGCUGUCUUUAGAGGACUUGAAGACUAAAUUCCCCAAACACACCGUCACUGCCACUCUGCAGUGUGCAGGUAACCGCCGUUCUGAGAUGAAUACGGUCAAGCAGGUGAAAGGACUAAACUGGGGCAUUGCUGCGAUCAGUAACGCCACAUGGAGCGGCGCUUACCUCAGGGAUGUGCUGCUGGCAGCGGGCUACGGGCCAGAUGUGGCACAGUGGGCUCGCCACGUUCAGUUUGAGGGACUGGACAAGGAUGUGACAGGUACGACCUAUGGUGCUUCAAUCCCUCUGAACAAGGCGGUUGGUGAGGAAGGCGAUGUGUUGCUGGCUUAUGAAAUGAAUGGCAAGGAGCUUCCUGCCGACCACGGCUUCCCUGUCCGUGUUGUGGUGCCGGGCACAGUGGGUGCACGUAAUGUUAAAUGGCUUGGGAAGAUCAUCGUGAGCGCAGAGGAGAGCAGCAGCCACUGGCAGCAGAACGACUACAAGGGUUUUUCCCCCGGGACCGACUGGGACACAGUGGACUUCAAAUCUGCACCGGCCAUUCAAGAGCUGCCCAUUCAGUCUGCCAUCACCACACCGGCCGACGGUGCUGUGGUCGAUCGGUCGGAGGAAGAGGUGAUUGUUAAGGGCUAUGCCUGGAGUGGUGGGGGCAGAGAGGUGGUACGUGUGGAUGUUUCUCUAGAUGGAGGAAAGACGUGGCAAGUGGCCCAACUGAGGACCAGUGACAAGGGGCAAGCAGCCGAACCUGCACCUCCAACAGGACGAGCCUGGGCCUGGAAGCUGUGGGAAGUGACGGCUCCUCUUCCCCCUGAAGCUCAGGAUCUUGAGAUAGUUUGCAAGGCAGUUGACAACAGCUACAACAUGCAGCCGGACACAGUGGCUCCCAUCUGGAACCUGAGGGGUGUCCUGAGUAACGCCUGGCACAGAGUGAAGGUGAAGAUCAGAGAGGAUGAGGAUGAGGAGGAAUAGACUCACUUCACAUUCUGGAUGCAAACAUUUAGAGAGUGGACUUUAAAUCUGAUAUUUGGACUCAGCAGGAAAAUCAAUGACGGAAAAGCAGAGCAGAUUCACAGAGACCAAGCACGCACAAUAUUUUAAAGUUUUUCAACAAAUACAGCCGAAUGUUUUCCGUCUUGAAGUAUUUAUGCAGUCACAGUUUCCUGUGGGACUUGAACAGUUUCAGCAGAACAAAGCUGUAGGUUCUAAAUAACAAGCAAAAGAGUUGUAUCAAGUGACGAGUCACUUACACUUGGAUCAUUAGUGAAUAUGUAUUUCUGUAACAUUUAUAGAAAAGAAAACAUUUCCUUUUGUA